Coniophora puteana RWD-64-598 SS2 is the source of this 285-nucleotide messenger RNA. RefSeq lists its product as uncharacterized. The transcript has a single exon. NCBI's taxonomy places the organism in Eukaryota, Fungi, Basidiomycota, Agaricomycetes, Boletales, Coniophoraceae. The record is from RefSeq and is a predicted model, not a curated record. The annotation marks the transcript as partial.
CUUUUCCACCUGCGCACGGGGCACAUCGCCCUCAACAAGUUCCUACCACGAAUUGACCCAGCGGUAUCUCCGCUCUGCCCCGCAUGCCGCUCCGCUCCGGAAUCCGUACACCAUUUCCUCGCAGCGUGUAACGCUUACCGCCCCCAGCGCGAACGCCUGCAAAUGGCGUUGAGAACCACUAGAGCCGUCGACGUCAACGCGCUCCUGCGCGGCCAGAAGCACGUCCGUCCCCUUCUUCAGUACGUCCACGAGACGGGCCGCUUCGCCUCCUCUCUGGGCAACUUA